UCUAAAGGUAAGAAACUUUUCUAACCGAGACUUUUCAUUUUGGGUAUGAUUUUUGAUUUCUAUUCAAAAUUAUUAUUUGGUCUCUGAGAAAUUCCUGAACAGAACCCAUAAUUUCUCUGUGUUUUUCUGUUUUGCCAUGUUAUUACCCAUAAUCUUUAAGAGGGCUUCCAAAUUAUCUAAUAUGAUAGCUCAAGUCAAGUGUUUUCUUGUUGUGUCUCCUGUGGUCUCUGAAAAAUCCAAUCCUUCUAAUAAUCCUUUUUCCAUUUUGGUUAAGAAUCGAUGCUUUUGCAGUAAUAGGCUAACCCACAAUCUCAAAUUCUACUGUUCUGGUUCAACUCAGUCACAUAGUUCUUUUUCUGGUAGUCCUGUCUCUCGUACUGCUAAAACUGAGGCUCAAGCUGUGCUAUGUGAGUAUUUACAUUAUACUAGGAGUUUAAGCAUCACAGAUGCUGAGCAUAUUAGUAAGAAUUCACCUCAUUUCCUUCAUGAUUUGCUCUCUAAGAUUGAUACUGAUAAAGAUGUUACAAGAUCCUUGAAUAAAUACCUCAGGUAUAAUCCAAUCAACGAAUUUGAGCCAUUCUUUGAGAGUUUAGGUUUGUGCCCAUCUGAGUUUUCUCCCUUGCUUCCGCGACACUUGAUGUUUUUGAGUGAUGAUCAUGUCUUGCUGGAGAAUUUCCAUGUUUUAUGCAAUUAUGGGAUCCCUCGGAGUAAGAUUGGCAAGAUGUACAAGGAGGCAAGAGAGAUUUUCAUGUAUGAAUAUGGUUUGUUGGAUUCGAAACUUCUGGCCUAUGAAAAUCUGGGUUUAAGUAAAAGCACAGUUGUUAAGCUUGUUAGUUGUUGCCCAUCUCUUCUGAUUGGUGGAGUUGACAGUGAUUUCGUUAAUGUCCUUGAGAAAUUAAUUAGGCUAGGGGUAGGUAAUGAUCACAUUAGGGGGUAUUUUUCUUGCAGUGAUUCUUGUAAUUGGAAAAGGAUUCUUGACACAAUGGAUUUUCUUGAUAAAGUGGGUUAUAGAGAGGAGCAGUUGUGUAACUUGUUUAAAACAAAUCCUCACUUAGUACUUCAUGGUUCAGGGAAAAAGGUUUAUGUAUUGUUUGGCCGGUUGCUCAAAUUGGGUCUAGAUAUGAAUGAGCUUUAUUCGUUGUUUGUACAAAACCCGCAAAUACUGUCAGCUAAGUGUGAAAAGAAUCUUUUGCGGACAUUGGAUAUUUUGCUCUACUUUGGAAUGGGAGCAGAAGAAAUUGCAAACCUUGUAUCUAAUCAUAUGGAACUUUUGUGUUCUUGUUCUUUGAAAGGGCCUAAAACUAUAUGCAAGGACUUAAAUAUUAAGAAAGAUAGUUUAAGCGAAAUUAUAAGACAUGACCCAAUUAAGUUCUUCAGCUUAGCUUCUAAGUCAGUUAGAAGCAGCGAGCAGAUAGUAUCAGAGGAUCAUGGUAAAAAGAUGGACAAAACAGCUUUCUUGUUGAGUUUAGGGUAUGUUGAGAACUCAGAUGAGAUGACAAGAGCUCUAAAAAGGUUCCGAGGUAGAGGGGAUCAAUUACAAGAGAGGUUUGAUUGCCUGGUAAAAGCUGGUUUGGAUUGCAAUUCUGUCUCAAGCUUGAUAAAACAAGCCCCAAUGGUGCUCAACCAGAGCAAAGAUGUAAUUGAAAAGAAAAUUGACUACCUUGCAAAUUGCUUAGGCUAUCCGCUUGCAGCAGUAGUGGCAUUCCCAGCAUUUUUGUGCUAUGAUAUCGAAAGGAUUAAUCAUAGAUUUAGAAUGUACGUGUGGCUGCGAGACAGAGGUGCAGCAAAACGGAUGUUAUCGUUGAGCACUAUCCUUGCAUGUUCAGAUGCAAGAUUUGUAAAAUAUUUUGUGGAUGUCCAUCCUGAAGGUCCUGCUAUGUGGGAAAGUAUAAGGAAUGCUUCAUCUCCAAGCUAAAUCCUAAUUGUCCUUAAUUUGUGUACAUAUGAUUGUAUUCUUGUUGCAAAAUUGACGCCAUCGCAUUACCAUAAAUUUUAUAAGCCAAGUAUUUUCGUUUGUUCUGUGUACUUUGUAUUGAACUCUUUUAAUGAACUGCUGACCCCCUCCACAUAUUUUAAACCAAA
Messenger RNA from Manihot esculenta (cassava), 2082 nucleotides. RefSeq names its product transcription termination factor MTEF18, mitochondrial. Gene Ontology annotation, cellular component: chloroplast. Bases 137 to 1915 code for a protein of 592 amino acids. Lineage: Eukaryota; Viridiplantae; Streptophyta; Magnoliopsida; Malpighiales; Euphorbiaceae. The transcript has a single exon. Gene Ontology annotation, biological process: chloroplast organization; regulation of DNA-templated transcription. The record is from RefSeq and is a predicted model, not a curated record. Gene Ontology annotation, molecular function: double-stranded DNA binding.